CACAUCCUCUCACCUCAUCCCACUGUUGAUAUGGUGAUCAAACUGUCAUUUCCUCGUGUCACUUGAAAGCUUCAGCUAUAGGGGUGAUAAGUAUCCCAGAAGGCACCACUGCACAAGCGAAGAAAUCAGAGUGCACCAGGAAGAGACAACGUGAUGAGCUCUGAACAGAAGUCACAAUGGAGAUGACUCUGCUGUCCAUCACAGUGUGGUUCACUCAGUUCCUCAUUGCCUCAGCUCUUUAUUUCAACACGCUGCCAGCAAACACCCAAAGCGACUACGCUAAAAUCACACAAAUAACUCCAGCAACAACAAAAACAAACCCAGAACCUGGGAUCUUUAUAAAUGCAACAUCUUCGUCACCUCUGACUGCAACAACACAGGAAAACAUAACAAAUUUACCCAGUGAAGUGCACACACUGCCAAAUAUAACCCCAAAUGUGACUCUCACACAGGAAACAGCAUCCCUAUAUCAAGACAACAGAACUAGUCCAUCUCAAAAUGACAUGAUGGAUGAUGGCGUGAGUAUUGCCAUGAGCCAUGCGAUUACAAGUCAUGCAACAGUUUCCCCUAGCUUUGCAAGACUGACGCCACAAAAGGACGACAGCAGUGAAACAGGAACAAUGUCAAGUAUGAGUUACAGUUAUGAAGGGCACACUGAUCAGACUGCAGACACCUUAUCAGACUCAGUCAACAGUGUCUCGACAGCUCCCUGGAGACAUUCGACAGAGAAAGAGGAUGAGAGAACGAAGGCCGAUGAAGGAAAUUAUGAAACGAACUCCACCCAGGCCACAUUUGCCAAUACGAACGAGGAGUUGAGAGAAACACGAGGCACUGCGGGAACUUACAAUUUCACAAGUGAACACCGAGAAGAACAACAUUACGACACAGCAGCGAACACAACUGAUGUAAGUGCUACAACAGCAACAGGGAGUAACCAAUGGGCAGUUUCACCAAACACAGAUGUUCCCACGACCACACCGGCUUACACAACAGCACAAGACCUGACGGUUACAGAUGUGCCUGAAUAUCACACCUCAACAGAUGAAGUAAAACACUCUACGACACCACAGAGUAUACACAGGUUCACAAACUCUACAGCACCCACAGGAAGAGAAAACAGGACAGGAACAGACACACCCGGUGGUACCACCACCACCACCACCAACAGCAACAUCUCUGUUAUAACGGAUGUCCUAACUGACUUCAGCCUAAAUGCCACCACCAACAGAACAAACAAAACUGACACAGAAAACAAAGCGUGGCCUGCAUGUUUGAACCCAAACCCAGAAUCUCAUUCUCGGCAAUCCAGGCUGGUCUGCUUCAUCACAUUGUGGGCUUUAGCAAUGAUUGCCACCAUAUUCCUGGGAAUCACCAUUUUCCUUUUGGUCCGUCUGUCUGUCUUCAAAAAAAAGAUGAAGCGGAGAGUGAAAGGAGGUCAGAAGUGUGAGAAGGAGAGCCUCUGGGCAGACCCCAAAGCUUCAGUGCAGGAGAGAGUGGAGUUCUGGUACAUCAAUGGAUCCACGCUGGAGGCCGAUAGGAAAGAGAAGGACAGAAGGAAAGAGAAGAGGAUGAAGGGAAGAGGACAGGAUCAGGAGAACGAGGAGAACGGGCUGUGGAUUCAGCCUAGGGUGACUGUCGAUGAUAUAACAGAGUUCUGGUACGCGAACAGACGCAUUAAGGAAGAGAGGAUGCAGGACUUGAAAGACGAUGAAAGAUGAAAGACACUAAAGGAAACGAUUUGACAGUUAGGCAUUCAGGCUUGUGCUGAAAACACAAGGGGAUUUUUAAUGGACCUUCCUACAUUAACCUUAAAUUGUUCGAGGCUGUGCACUGUAAAAAAUAAAUAAAUAAAUAAAAACAACAACAAAAAAGACAACCUCUAGGUUGAUUGGACUAUUGAAUAUAUAUCUGACGUUAAAAAAUCAAUGAAACAGCGAGCUUAUGCUGCCAUCACAUGCUAUCGGAAUUAUUAUAAAUAUGAGUUCCCUAGACAUAAACGGCCUUAUAAAAGUCAUAUUUACAAAUGGGAAACAGAGAUAAUUGUGAUACGCAGGUUUCUGAGUUGGGUGAGAGAACCAGUGAUAUAGCGACUGUUAAGUUUUUUUUAUUUUCCUCAAAAUAUUAAUAUUUCUUUACAUUGCCGUAAAACUCAAAAGUAUAUUUAUGGACAUAAAUAUAGAUAUUUUUUACAUUUUACACAGUGACAAUAGCCUUUUUUGUUUUACCUAAAUUUGAAUUCAACAAGAUGACUAUCUAGAUCACGGAAUAGGGAAUAUACAACAGUGCAACAAACGGGAUGCUAUAUUUAAUAAAAAAUCCAUUAGACAUUAACUAAAUAUUUUCUGUAAAAUUUGCCUCCAGAAAAGUUUCCCAAGAAACAGGUGAGAAUUAACCUACAAUUUUCCACAAUCUCUAUUCUUUUCAACAACAAAGCACGUUUCGUGAUAACUUCAUAAGAGGGAAGUUGGAAGUUUUACGAGAGCAAAUGAAGGCAGCAUUACCAAAUCAAGUUUGGUGAUGAGGGUCCACCCAACAGGCAGAUGAGCUCAGCUUAAUUACUGAUGAUGCAAUCAUUUGUAUUUUUAGUCAAAACAUGUGGACUUAUGAUGAUUAUUAAUAUUUUUUUGAAUUUAUUUUGUUGUUAAAGUUGUAUUAUGUUUCAACCAUUAUAGUUCCUUCCAUUUCACUGAGUAUGCAAACACACAGCCUGUUUUUGUAUGUAGAUAUAACUCUAAAUAACCUUUCAGUUUACUCAACAAAUGUAUACGCAAGUUAGACAAACUUAUGUUGGGUACACACCAAAAGAGUUUUUACAUCUUAUAAGAUUUUCCAAAUGUGAUAGACCACAAACAUGAAGAUUAAAAAAAAUCCUAGAUUUAACCGUUAAAGCUCCUAUAGUAUGUGGUGUGCCAUGAUGUGACAAAGACAGCACACCACACACAAACAGAUUUUCAACCAGAGUCUCGACUGUGACCACAGGAAAUCUUGCAAAAAUCUCGCGAGACUUUAGAAUGAAUUAUGUGUUUGGAAUGAUUUUGACAGAAUAUUCUUGGGGGAAAUAAAAGAAAAGGCUUUGGGUAAAGUCAUGGGUGGGGGGGAGGCACAUGGUCUGUACAAGUUACAGAGUGAGCUAGAGGUGAGCAAUGGUCACAAAAUCAUAUAUACUAUGUAAUAGCUGUUCUCAGUUCUCUCUUGGUAAAGAGAUCUUAUUCUCUUUGAAAUUGCCUUAUUAAAUAAACAUUAAAUAAUUAAUAUCAGAUCUUACAUCACUCUUUAAGAACGAUCAUCUCUCUUUCUGAUUGGAUAUUGUUUCGUUCCACGUGAUAAUCUCCACAGCGUGUGCAUGCGUUUGUCCUCGGGGUUCAAAAAUCAGCCAAAAAUCAGCCCGAUUAUCUUUGGGUGUGUACCCAGUAUAAGAAUGCUCUACAUCACUAUUUCGUAAUGAUAAUGGGAAUCUUAAAGGGGUCAUGUGAUGCUUUUUUUAAGAUCAUUAUUUUGUGUAUUUGGUGUAGCAGAAUAUGUUAACAUGAUUUAAUGUUCAAAAAACACGUUAUUUUUCAAAUACUGUACAUUAUUAUGGGUCCGAUCUAUACCUCUCUCAAUCAUUUUUUCUCAAUCAGUUUUCUACAAGCACAGUCUGCUCUGAUUGGCCAACUGACCCAGUGCAUUGUCAUUGGCCGAACACCGCAAGCACUCAUCGGAAAUGUAAUUCCCUUUUCCAUAAUUGUGAGCUUCAUCUCUCAAAAUAAAUGUAAAAACCGUUAAUAAUGUCCUUAGAUUUAUCAUCAGCUCAAGCUCAAAAGAGGAACAGAGUGGUGUGACACAGUGAAGCUCGUAUGUGUUUGUGGUACACAAGCCACGGACAGUUAAGAAAGCUGACUCCACUGUGUGACCCUCUCUCUCUCUCACACACACACACACACACACUGAGCGCAAAACUCCCAAUUUGAACAUUCAAUAGCAAAUACUUAAACUAAUAACAAAACAUACUUAAAGUAGCUGAAGCGCCAGACUGUUGUAGCAAAGUCAGAAUUACCUCCUCUCCUAGGUUCACGAAACGGUCGUCCAUAAAAUGUGUUGCUGUUCUGUUGUAAAUAAUCUUAAAGAUUCCUAAAUGCAUCUACUUUCAGAAAGCCAAAUUAAGUGCUUUCACCUUGAUACACUCAGUAUCUCCCUGACAUGGCUGCUUCAAGACUAACUGUGUUACUGGAAACAAGCCUUCUUUCUUUGCGUGAACAUUUGGGCGGCAUUAUGCAAAUCUUCCCACAUAGUGAUGUAGACAUGUGGGCGUGUGUAAAUGAGCUGUUUUAGGGGGGCGUGGUAGAGUUUUAACUUUGAUAAAGAAUAUCUCUUUGGAUUUGAGACUUUAGUCUUUGCAACUUCAGGGAUCUGAUUUAUGCACAAACAGCUUGUAACACUCCAAAGAGAAAUGAAAACUUGAAGUCGCAUCAUAUGAUCUCUUUAAUUGAAAAUAUAGAGUUAAAGGACUUAUUGUUAUAGGCCAAUUUAACAAAAGCACAGUCUAAUUAGUUUAGGUUAAUACAUAUUUUUUCCAUAAGUAUAUUUAAAAAAGUCCUAAAGCUGGUUGCCUCAAGUUUUCCACUUUUGCAUUUAAUGGAUCAAUCAGUGUCAAUCAGUAAAAUAACUCUUCCCAGACAUCAGACAAGAAGACUGAUGUGACUCCAGAAUGAUAAACUUCUCUUACUUGGAAAAGUGAAGGCCAGUCCACACCAACCACAUACAUUUUUUUCACCCUGUUGAAAUAUUCAGAACUUUUUAGGUUAUUUUUCAAAAAUUUCCAAUCACUGAACAAAAUAAAUAAAAAUGCACAUAUUUUUGAGUUACCAUGAAAUUAAUUAUAAUAUGCAUUUUUUUAUAUGCAAUUUAUUUUGAUAUGCUUUGAGCAAAGAGUAUUGAAUGAAUUACCAUAAUUUUUCAGUCCAUGUAUAGGCACACAAUGACAGCUUGUGUUUCCACCAUCACUUGGUCAGGACUUGUAGUAACUUGCCCAAGAAAAAAUCUAGGAGCAGGAAUCUUUGAUAACACAUUGUCUUAGGAAAUCUUACAGUGCUGUCUUGCACUUGUGAAGAUUAUCACGUGAAAUAAACUGAAGCAAAAUAAAAUAUUGAUUCUGAGAUGGUGUGAAUCAAUCAUUUUGAAGAUUUACUACAGAUGAUGCUGGUUUCUGUUGUGUUUUAGUGGUGCAAAAAAAGAAAAAGAGUGAGAGAUAACGUCAUGAAAAGGUGCCAAUGUUCAGAAAGAGGAAAUGAUAGUAAUAAGUGUUGUUUUCUGCUGAAUUUAAACAUUAACAGAAAUAAAAAAAACUGCUUUUUUAAUGUCUAGAUAUCAUGCUCGUGUUAAAAUCCCCAAAUAAACAUGUUUGAAGCUACCUGAUAGAUGCAAUAGGUAAAGUUACCAAAUCCUGUUUUCAUUUUAGAUAUGUUAUCAUUUAGAUUGUGAAACGUGAAAAAGGACAUGACAAACAUCUCCGAACUGUUUAAGCAAACUAAUUUAGACACACAUUUUCACACCUCUGUCGUAUUACCCUCCACCCAACAAAAACAUACUCAUACACGUGCACGUACACAUUCAACACAUACACAUGCAAGUACACAGGACUUUAAUGGCAAAGUUGUGCAGACAAAGCCACAAAAGUGUCAACACACCCUGCACAGAGCUUCCCAUUAGAACCUGCCUUCUCUUUUUCUGCCUCAGAUAAUAAUUCAUACUACAACCAAGCACUUUCUGGGAGGUUUUUAUUUUUAAUCUUUCGGCUGCAGCCUCACUCGGCCAGAUGCAAGUAGUGAUAUGACAUCUUCAGAGGGAGGAGAAAUGAAAGAGAGCAUGUAGGAGUUAGAGAGGAAGAGAAAUUAACAGGAUAUAGGUGUGCUCUGCAUGUGUGAGUGUGUAGAUUUUCACAUGUGCAGUUUGGUCUUGCUGGUUGGAGUACGCUGUGACUAUUCUCAGAGGCAUGAAGAUUAUUUCAACGCUGAAAUUGCCCAUGCUACACUGAGAGAGACAGAGAAGGCGAAAGAGGAAGGAACAGGCCUGUGUAAAACUUUCCGGCCCAGAUUCACGCAAGAUAACCUCCGUAGAACACAACCACACAAAGAACACGUCAAAAAAGAUGAAUUUCUUCAGUCAGCUGCUCAGAGUUUAAAGUUUCCUUCAUUUUUGAUCACGCUCAUGGUUGAAUCUCCAAAGACAAUAUCAGCUCACCUGAGAAAUUUUGUUGCACUAACCCUGAAAUUGUUACAGGAAACUUCUAGAUCGAGUGACUUUUUCAGCCAGUAUGCUCACCAUGAGGCUUACUUUUAGCUAUUUGCUUCUGUUCCUUGCUCUCGGACCCUGUUUCAAGUCCACCGAUGCACAAGAGACAACGACAAACACAGAUGCAAUCCUCCCCACAUCACAGAACAAUUUCACUAUGGAGACAACUUUAGGUCCUGAAAUCACCACACCUGAAAAUACAAUUACUCUAGCACAGACAGAAGCGGAUCCGGAUAAUCCAGAAACCACACUUGUUAAUCAAGUAAGCACCAUGCAGGAACCAACAUCUGAGAGUCCUCAACCGCUCAGUGCUGAGAUCGAACAAACAUCACAAAUAUCUGAUCCUGAAACUACAACUGUACAAACAGAGCAGACCACAGUGUCCACCCCUAUUGCGUAUGUUAAUGUGGGAACAACAGCGACUGAACGAAUAACUUCAGAUGCCCCAAGCACAAGUCAUUAUGAAACAACAUUUGAGUUAACCAUCUCAACAGAACGUCCUACAGAUGAAAUCACCACAGCAACUUUGGCCAUGACCACUGAGUCAACAGAAGCCCUCAAUCCCACAUUCAUCCUCGCCGAAUCAACUGCUGAGCCUCCGUCCAUCAUCUCCAGCCCUGCAGACACCAGCACUACCAGUCUAACACCAACUUCUCAGCUCCCUCAAAAUACUGCUGCACCCAUGCACCCGCUCACGACUCUUGAUGAAGAAUCAGUCUCCACCUCCAUCAUGCCCGCAGCAGACGACAGUAGAGGCUCUCCCAUAGAAACCAACUGGAUAUUAAUAAUCAUAGUGUGUGUGGCCGUCAUUUUUGCGCUGUGUGUGGGCAUGAUUCUGUUCGUCCAUAGGCGAAAGAAAAAUGCCUCAAGGAACUUUCGACCCCAAAGUAAAUGGUCCAAGAAGAAAAAAGGGGGGGAGAAUGACGCAUGGGCGGGGCCUGUCAAUCUGGAGGCGGGAGCUGAAAAUGAUGCUGAGGUACAGGAGGGUCUUCUUCCUAAUAAUGGGAAAUUGGAUGGAGAUGAUAUGGUGCUCAGCACAUUCACCGCCCCGGAUGGAGGAGACGUGGCUAAUGGUGGAGUGGGUGGGGACGGUACCAAAGAGGCUAAGAAAUGGGAAGAACAGGAGCCUUUUAAAUUCAUAGAUGAGGAUGUGAAUGAAGACAAGACAACACCGGCAGAGAAUGAGAAACAGAAAGGAGAUGAAAAAAGUGAAGAGAAGGGGAUGAAUGGAGGAGAAACAUUCUGUCUCACCACUGCUGUUUAAACGUCUUCUGUUGACUAAAUGAACAUUAGGGGUUAAAGGGAUUUAGUUUUUAUAUAUUAUCUGAUGAUCGCAAUUCAUUAUCAGCAAAGGUGCAAUGUAUUAUGAUGCUCUAAAAAACCUACUUAUUUAAAAGUGCGGUAAUAUUAGUCAAAUUUCCGCAAAAUUUGGCCAGCAAAAUAUCUGUUGCCUAGUGUCAAUACUGUACUGUAGUUGUGUGAAGCACAACUUCUAUACACAGUUUGAACAGGAAGAUUGUGUUCAGUUUUAUCUCUCUCUUCCAUUUUGUAUCUUUGGGUUCGCAUAAGAGCCACUUCAUCCGGGACUUUGUCUCUUUCAUUCCAACAUAAGAAAACAUUUCUGCAUCUGAAAUGGCAUUUAGAUUCAUUUACACAGGCAGUUUAACGCAGCUUAGAGGGGACGCAUUUAAUAGCAGUUACAAGUGCAUAAAUAAUGUUUUGUUUUCAAUGUAAAACGUUGAAUAUUGAUAUUUGAAAAGAUUUAAACCAAGAAAAUAUAGUCUAUUUGAAAUGUGAAAUGAAGUGACUGUUAAUGAGCGAGUCAUAGAGAUUAAGUCGUUCAUUUAAAAGCUUGAUUCUUUCAACAAGCCUGCACAUUUCAAUUAGGAGCUAUAGCUAAUGGAGUACAAGUGAAAGUUGGCAGAAAUAUUCAAACUCCGUUUCUAUUAAAUAUUAAAGUACAGGUUCUCAUAAAAAAUACUUAAGUACUCUAAUGUUACUUCGUUACAUUACACCACUGUGACUAAUUGAACACAUUGCAAAAUUGCUGUGGGUAACUCUUUCACCCACGCAAAUUUGCAGAUUACAUGCUAUCGAAAUUACUGGAUUUCAUCAGCAAAAACUUACUUUACCGUACUUUAAGUAAUGGUUGAAUUAAUUAAACUUAAUCAUGUAUCCAUUUCAAAUGUUUGCCAGUGAUGUAGAUUUAAAAAGCAACAGUCUGGAUCUUUAGAUAUAUGUGUUUUUGUUUGUUUUGAUGUUGGAUAGUGCACUAAAAUUCACUGAUUAUGGCAUACAAUGUUGAUGUUUAAAAAACCAGUUAAACUUUAGAACUUACAUUCUGAGAAUGAAGCUUUUUUUUCUCUUCCUGUAAGUAUAGAGAUUUAUGGCAUAGCAUAUUAAUCAAUGAUGGCAAAAUAUGCAAUAAAAUGUUUAUAUUUUUAAAUACAAACCGUUUCCAUAGUCUUUUAAAAAUAUCAUCUUUGCUGAUUGUGCAGGAAAACUGUGAAAGUCUGUGGUAAAUGUCUUAGAUUUCUACACUGUUAGUAGUAUAACAUUACAAAAUAUAUCAUAUAACAUUAUCAAAUUAACAAAUUAAAAUUAAAACAAAUAAGCAUACAUGCAAGAGGCAGGGGAUGUGUAGAACUUUGAAUGAAAAGUGUUAGUAUUCUGUGUAAUUCUGCAGAAAGGAAAUAAUAACUAAGGCAAAAAUCAGCACCAAAAAGCUGUGGCACUUUUAAAAGGCAUGUACUUUGACUCUAACACAUCAAGAGAUUCAAGGACGAUUGCAAACAAAAUAUUGCACUGGAUUUAGUGUGGCAAUAGAUCCACACCUAGAAAAAUCAGCAGAAAGCAGCCCUAAUCCUGGAAAGGAAGGGCGUGACAAACUGAAAGUAGAGCUGUGUAAAUGUCACUGAUGGCUACAGGAAGAGUGCAAAGGUGGGGUAAUUUUAUCAGAAGAAAAAUAAUUUAAAAGAUAUCAGACUCAAUGUAUUUCCUUAAACAUUCAACAGAAUUAAUUAUUUCUGACAUAGUGGCACAUAGUGUGAGAUUCCAGACAUGGAGACAUUGUUAGCUAUUGUUUAAAAACUCAUGAACAGCAAAAAUAUCCAUUCCCUCACGCAACAGGUUACAUUUCACCUUCUUGAAAUGAUGUAAAAAGGUAUAUUCCACUGAAUGAAAUAUUCAAAUGACCACCAGAUGGCGCUCAUGACAAGAUUCAUUAAAAAUUCUCAAUGCAAAUUUCACUUAAUUUUAAUCUCAUUGCUGCCUAAAAGAAACGAUUGCGGGGGGUGUAACUUGACUGUGAUUGAUAUUGAUUGAUAUUUACACGAAAUGAAAAUAAAAUAAUGCAAGAAUUCA
Molecule: messenger RNA, 9633 nt
Organism: Carassius gibelio (silver crucian carp)
Lineage: Eukaryota; Metazoa; Chordata; Actinopteri; Cypriniformes; Cyprinidae
Product: mucin-21
Exons: 3
Coding region: 177-1718 (513 amino acids)
Source: RefSeq, a predicted model, not a curated record